This is a messenger RNA of Salarias fasciatus (jewelled blenny), 2020 nucleotides long. RefSeq names its product zinc finger protein 3-like. Lineage: Eukaryota; Metazoa; Chordata; Actinopteri; Blenniiformes; Blenniidae. The transcript has 2 exons. The record is from RefSeq and is a predicted model, not a curated record. The coding region runs from base 53 to 1054 and encodes 333 amino acids. Gene Ontology annotation, biological process: regulation of gene expression. Gene Ontology annotation, cellular component: nucleus.
UCUUUGUUGUGUUUUGUCUCAUUGAGGAAAUAUUUCAUCUCCUGUAGCAACAAUGAGUUCAGUUCAGGCUUUAAGAGAUUUUAUUAACGAGAGACUAACUGCUGCGGCAGUGGAAAUAUUCACCGCGUUUGAACAAACUAUCGUCCAGUACGAAGAGCAGAUCGACCAGCAGCGCAGAUUGUUGGAAAUCAGCUGCAAACCUCAGAUCCAGUUCCACAGAACCGAGUUUCCACAGCACCCUGACUGCAGGCAGGAGCAGCUUUUUCAGCAGGAAACCAGCUGCUGUCUGGAGCAGCUGGAACCAGAACCUCCACAGAUCAAAACGGAACAAGAAGAACCGGGACUUCCAUGGGUUAAAGAGGACCUGGAGGAACCAGAACCUCCACAGAUCAAAAUGGAUCAAGAAGAACCAGGACUGCCACAGGUUAACGAGGACCGGGAGGAACCAGAACCUCCACAGAUGGAGGAGCAGGAGGAGCUUGGUACCAGCGAGGAGGGAGAGCAGCUGUCAUCGUUUGAAAAUGAAACUUUUCGAGUUCCUUCUCACCCGAGUGACCCGGAAGACGCGCUACGCGCCGAGCUCUUCUCUCACGACUCUGCGGACGUGAGAGCCGCGGCGGGCGAGCAGCCGAAUUCCUGUGCAAUGUGUGGAAAAUGUUUCGGUAAGCAGAGCGACUUGUUCCGCCACAUGAGGACACACUCGGGUGAGAAGCCGUAUCCCUGUGAAACGUGUGGGAAACGCUUCAGUCAGCAGAACCACAUGUUGGUCCACAUGAGGACUCACACGGGUGAGAAGCCGUACUCUUGUGAAAUGUGUGGGAGGAGUUUCAACGAGCACAGCGCCGUGCUGCGGCACAUGAAAACUCACACGGGUGAGAAGCCGUACUGCUGUGAGACGUGCGGGAGACGCUUCAGCCGGCAGAGCCACCUGACCACGCACAUGAGGACUCACACGGGUGAGAAGCCGUACUCCUGUGAAACGUGUGGGAAAAGGUUCAGUCAUCGGGCUUCGUUGCAGUACCACGUGAAAACUCACCGGGAGGCGGAGUCAUGAAGGACGAUGGGGCAUCUCAUCCAGGAAGUCCAGCUUCAGCCCAAAAUCACUGAUUAUCGUCACUGAUUUCAAAUCUGCUGAGACUCUUUCAGGAAAAGUUUUGUUUUGCUUUGUCGCAAAAAUGGAGAACGUCAAAGCAGAACUAUGCACAGUUGCCCUCGCGCUCCCCCUACUGGUCUCCUGUGAAAGCUCACUGUCGUAAACGUUCUCUGUGUUCGUCCGUCACCCCCACCCCCCUGCGCCAAUUCUUUGUUUACCCCCACAGGGAUUCUCACAAACAUUUAUUGAGAUAAAAAUGUUACUUAGUUCUGCUUUAAAUUAAAUGUGGUUUCCGUCUGUGCUGAAGUAGACAGAGUAGGCGGAGGCUGAACGACGGUCCCCUCACUGCAGGAUUAAUGUUGGAGAAGCACAUUUCAUAGUUACUGUAUUUCCCACUGCAGCUAGCGGGUCGACCCGUGUUUUCACCCCGCUAACAGUCUGCUUCUACACUCCUUUCCUACUGCCUGCAGACCCGGGUCUAACCUGCUGGCAAGCCGCGUCGCUGCGUUUUCCCGCGCUGAUGGUGUCCCACGUUGAUGACAUCAUCAGCGCGACGGAGCACAAUGAAAGUAAACAGUGCUGCGGAACACAGUCCCCGUUACCUGUAGACGAGUCUCCUCGUCCCCACGGAUCAGGAGAACCUGUCUGGUCUCGCUAUCUUGCCAAUGCUGGGUCAUCUUGGCGAAGGAAAUCUCGCGCUGUGUCCAGAAACAACAACAAGCGCGCUAACGUAGCCGCGCUGCGUCUACGUCAUCACGUAAAUUCCCGGAUGUGCCCUCCCACAGUGGCCGAUAGAAGCUGAGCGGUUUAAAACCCGGGUCGCUUGCAGGGUAGAAAUGCCGAUUAAACCCUUUCCCACUGCAUGAGGAGCCGAUGAGUAGCGGGUUUAAACGGGUUUUUGGCCAGUGAGAAAGGGGCUGAAUGUAA